AAACCGAGUACCAACAACCUUGUCGUGGUAAGCUCUAUUGAAAACAUAAACAAAAAUCAAAUGAGUCAUUUUAGGGACACAGCGAAUCAUAUUUUUUAUGAGAGUUAUCUUUUAGUUAACUCAUUUAAAUGACUUUGGAAUCUAAUCUUUUCAUCGCAAUGUAUUUUAUAUUUUAUUUCAUUUUUCUAAAAUGAUUCAACUUAUAAUAUAUGAAUCUUAUAAUAGUUAAAUGUUAUCAAAUAUAAAUGUUAUAAUAUAUGUAUUUUAUUAUAUGUUAAUAUUAUAAUAUAUAAAUGUUAUAUUAUAUGAUCUUCAUAAUAUUUGAAUGUCAUACUACAUAACUGUUAUAAUUUAUGCAUCGUAUAAUAUAUAAGAGUUAUUUUGUUUGAAUGUUAAAAUAUAUAAAAGUUAUGAUAUAUGAAUGCUAUAAUUUCAGGAUUUUUAUAAUUUAUGAAUGUAUAUUUUCCAGGAGCAGAUUCAACAAAAACACAAAGUACAACCACCACCACCCGACCAACGACACAAACCACAAGAGCUACAACACCAACAACACGACCUACAACAACUACCCUUGCUACAACAACGACCAGACCUACAACAACAACCAGACCUACAACUAUAAACAUACCUACAACAACAACUACAACACCUAUACCUACAACAACUACAACUCGACCUACAACAACAACUACAACCCGACCUACAUUAACAACUACAACCCGACCUACAACAACCACUACAACCCGACCUACAACAACUACAACCCGACCUACAACAACAACUACAACACCUAUACCUACAACUACAACUCGACCUACAACACCAACAACUACAACCCGACCUACAACACCAACAACAACUACAACAACGACAACAAAAACUCGGCCCACCACAAAAACAACAACUUCCACAACAACUACAACAACUACAACACCUAGACCUACAACAACUUCAGCUUCACCUACAACUACAACCGCUAAGCCAACUACUACCCCAGGUAAAAGUUAUAGGUUUAAUUUUAAAUCUAAUAUUCGCAGUAAUACUUUUUGUACAUUCUUGACGUAUAACAUAUCAUGUUGGCCUGGUUGUCUAAAGGCAUAAUUAUACUAACAUACUGAAACAGGCGAUUUUACCUCAUUUAGCACAAUGACAUGAUACAAUGGAAAGAUUUAGUGGAAUGUCUUUCACUUCGUAGCAAACAGUGCCCCUAUUGGAAUUUGGGUCGCCGAGAACAGAGUCAGGUGACCCAAAGGAGAACAGAGCUUUGCCCUUCUAACACAUGCUUUCAAACGCUAGACAACAGGGUCUCGACCUGUCGAAAUUGCAGCCUAAACACAGAAAUUCUAGCGCAUCUCUUGAUUUAAUGCCCAGGACUAGACGAUGCGGGGAAAGUAAGGUCAGCGGGAGAGUCCAGGGUUAUGAUGAUGUUAUAAUGCACAGCGCCAUCAUAUGGAGCUCGUUGACAAUGUACUAGCCGGCACAGCCCAGCAGAUGGAGCUCGUUGCCAAUGUACUGACCGGCACAGCCCAGCAGAUGGAGCUCGCUGCCAAUGUACUAAUUAUAAGAAGUGUUGGACUGCGAUAAAGCUUUAAAUAGAUUAAAAAGACACGAACAAAUAGUGUCAAUAUAACAAUAUGGGUUAGCUUUAAUAAUAAUUAUACAUCAUACAUAAUUAAACGUUUCGGCACAUGCCUUCAUCAGUACAAACAAACAAAACACCUUUAAAUAAGUAUAAAUUAAAUUUACAUAAUAUCAAUAUAUAUAUCCUACCUAAAACAGAAAAAAUAUAGGAGAGGGCGCUAAAACCAGACAAAAACAAAGUAAAGAGAAGUAGAAAGGAAAUGAUUUUAACAUAAUUGGAAAAACCAAACAGGAAAAAGACAUGGCAGCUAAGUAAAACUAUGGAUUUGGUUCAAUCCAUAUGGAGACAACGUACCAAAUCUAGUUAUUAAUUUGUUCUCCAUAUAGAUUCUAUCUGCAGUGUUACUAGUGUAGAGUAUACCAGCAACUACAAUAUCUGAGAUACCAUUAUGGUUAGGGCUAUUGAAAUGUUUGGAGACCGGACAGAGAGCGUGUUUGUUUAUGUUAUAGAGGUGCUCUCUGAAACGGUCCCCAAGGCGACGACCUAUCUCUCCUAUGUAUAGUUUGCCGCACUUUUUGCAAAUGAUGGUGUAAAUCACUAGUCGGCACAGCCCUGCAGCUUGAGCUCGUUGCCAAUGUUCUAGCCGGCACAGCCCAGCAGAUGGAGCUCGUUGCCAAUGUACUAGUCGGCACAGCCCAGUAGAUGGAGCUCGUUGCCAAUGUACUAGUCGGGGCCUUAAGAGCAUCAGCUCCAACCAUAAACAUAAUAUGUGUUUUAGUGGAAUGAUAACAUGAAUUGAUACAAUAAAAUGAUACACAUGCAAAUGAGAACAAUUCUCACACAAAUAAAAAUUCUAACAGCAUGGAAUAAUUUUAAAACCAGACAUCUUUCCUUGAUUAAUAUUUACAAUAAACGUGUAUAUUGCUACAAGUUAGUUCAUAUAUUUACUUAAUUUUAAAGCAUUAGACACCGAUUAUAAAAUACCUAUUUGUUCUUCUAUUGACCCUUGACAUUUAACCUCAGCACCAACACCACCACCGGUUCAGCCCUGUCAUAACACGACCAAGGCAGACAUCAUCCUCCUGCUGGACGCCUCCACUAGCAUCGGGUCCAUCAACUGGCAGAAGCAGGUCAAAUUCGCCGAUGAAGUUACCCAGGCGUUCACCGUGGGUGCUAAUGACGUCAGAUUCGGUACACUCCUUUUUAACAAGUCGCCGACUAAGAUAUUCGAUUUGAAAACCUACUUCGACCACCAAUCAAUAUCUCAGGUAUUUGUUGUUGACCUUAAUCCAUCCCAUAGGCAGUUACGUACAUAGGCAGUAACAAGCAUAGUAAGUUACGUACUUAGGCUGUUACCUACAUAGACAGUUGCGAACAAAGACAGUUGCGUACAUAGACCAUUAAGUAUAUAGAAAGUUACGUACAUAGUUAAUAACGCACAUAGACAAUUACGUGCAUAGGCAGCUUGAAACAUAGACAGUUACCUACAUAAACAAAUAAGUACAUAGUUAUUUACAUAGGUAGUUAUGUACAUAGGCAGUUACGUACAUAGGCAGUUACGUACAUAGGUAGUUACGUAAAUAGACAGUAACGUACAUAGAAAGUUACGUACGUUGACAAUUAGGUCCAUAGACAGUUACGCACAUAGAAAGGUACGUACAUUGACAAUUACGUACAUAGGCAUUUACGUACAUAAGCAGUUACUUACAUAGACAGUCACCUACAUAUGACUUUACGUGCUUUGCUUGAGACCAUAUUACAGCACAUAUCAACGGUUUAUGUUUAUGUGACAAACACUUUAUAAAUCGAUGUAAAAGUUUGAAGCGCUCAGAAUGGUUCCAUUUACUCUGUGCGACACAAUGCUGUACCGUCAUCAUCAAAUGUUUGUUGAGUAUCAGUCAGCGCGCUAUGAAGCUAUCUUUCCUGUUCUCUAUUGCAUACAUCAGGGUUAAACUCCUAAGGGACACUGUUAAUAAACAGAGCAUGGAUCUUAAAAACAUAUUGACGGUUUCAGUAAAUUCAUAGCGAAUAGUUAUGAUUAAUAUUGGAUUGCAUAUCUUUAGCUUAAACAUUUCAAACAUUAAACUAUUACAUACACAGAUAUUUUGUGUAGAUUGUGCCAUAUCAUAGAAUAUUGUGGACACGUUUCUUAAACAUUAAUAUGACACAAAAAGCACUGAAUAUGUUAUGUCUUAAGCCAUAUGAUAAUACAAAGAAACGUCAUUAGUCACGUUAUAAUACUUAGCAAUAUCUUCAACAUGUUACAAUACAUAGUAAUGGCUUUGAAGAUGUUAUAAUACAUAGCAAUGUCCUUAACCACUGCAUAAUACAUGGACAUGUCUUUAACCAUGUCAUUAUUCUGAGAAAUGUCUUUAACCAUAUGCUACAACAUAGAAAUGUCUUUGACAAUGUGAUACUAGAUAGAAUUGUCUUUAAAUAUGUGAAAGUACAUGGAAGUGUCUUUCACCAUGUCAUAAUACAUGGGGAUGUCUUUGAAAUUUCCUAAUACAUGCAAAUGUCUAUAACCAUGUGAUGACACACAGAUUUGUCUUUGAAAAUGUUUAAACACAUCAUUUUAAAAUUACAGGUACAGAGUUAAGUUUAACGUCAAUGUCAUCCCAAAAUUCCUUGUUCAACACAAUGCUAUCUUUUGAAUUUCCUCUAGGCAUUGAACUCAUGACAAAUUUUCCUGAGUCACUUCAAGUAUUCGUAACGUGCUAGUCUUAACGUAGUCAAUUUAAAGUCACCUGUUACUUUAAAAGAAAAAAAAAUAUAAUUGAUACAACAACAAAAAAACGUGCUUGAAAUCCAUCUAUUUGUUUUCUUGCUCAGGCAAUAUUAAGCAUAGAGUACCCCUACCGCAGUGGCACCAACACUCACCUGGGUCUGAAGGAGAUACGGGAGCAGAAGCUGUUCAGUCCAGAGAAUGGUGGCAGAGAUGGUGUCAAAAAUAUUGUCAUUGUCAUGACGGACGGGCUGUCGACCUCACCCACUCUAAGUAAGUCAGCCAAUGUCAUUGUGUCAGUCAGUCAGCAAGCAGUCUUUAAGUCGAUGUGAUUGCAUUAAAAUGGCAGUUACUGCCACUGUAUCAUCUCUCGGUAAGUCAGCCACUGACAUUUGAUAAGUAAGUUAGCCACAGUCACGUAAUCAGUAAGUCAGCUUCUGAAUCAAUAUGUCACAAAUUAUGUCUCAGUAUAACAGACACUGUCAGGUAUCAAUAUGCCAGACAUGGUCACAUGUCAUCAUCUCUCCGUAUGUUAGCCACUAAUAUAGUAUCAAAAUUAAACUCACUGUCAGGUACCAAUAUAUACAAGUAACUGUCAGGUAUUAAUAUUUCAGCCACUGUCAUGGUAUCAAUAUGCGAGACACUGUCACGGAAUCAGCUCUCGGGAUGACAAUCACUUUCCCAGCAUCUGUGUCAGCCAAUGUCUUGCUAUUUGUGUCAAUGCUAUUUGUGUCAGUCACAAUACAUGAUCUGAUUCGUGGGUUUACUCUCCUGACUCUCGCCUCUUUAUAUUCGUAUAACAUACAUAUGAUAUAAUAUAUGACACCCAAAAUACUUACUAAAUAAUACAUAACACUUUACAUACAUAUGAUACAAUACAUGAUACCUUACAUAGAUAUUAUAUAAUACAUGACUAUUCAUACAAAUAUGUUUCUUUUAUAUGUAAGUGCAAACAAUCAAUGUAUUGAUCAGUGUGACUCCUAUGUAUGUAGAGGUACUUGCAAUGUUGCCGUGCCUGGUAUUGAAGAAGAUAUAUCACUGGUUGCAAGGGCCACUCAGUGAGCGUAUUGGGAACUGGGGUUUGGACGAUUUACAUAUAAUAUUAUACACGACGCCUAACAUACACAUGAUUUAAUACAUGCCAUCUUAUAUACAUAUAAUUUAAUACUUGACAACAUACAUUCAUAUGACAUAACACAUGACACCUUUCAAAGAUAUAUCUACAAUCUUACCAUACCCUGCAGUUUUCUUCUCUCAUUCUCACCUUCACUCAUUAGGUGGUAACUUUGAAGUUGUCGGCGCUUCAGUUGGCCUGCACAAUAGAGCCUAAUAUCAAAGUGUACUAAAAAAUGAUUCUCCUCAUUCCAUGUUUGUUAAGCCCAGGAAGAGGCCACGCUUCUGAAAAAUGAGGACGUGACCCUGAUAUCCGUGGGCAUCGGGUCGGGCGUCGACAAGACUGAACUCCAGGGCAUCGCCAGUAAACCUGCGUAUGUGUUCCUAACCGGCGGUUACAACCUCUUGGACUUCAUCAAGAAGGACUUGGUCCAAAUGACUUGUGAAAGUAAGUAAAGACGUUAAUAUGGAUGUUGAACACGUUUAGACAGAAAUUAGAAAUACUUUUAAAACAACCCGAAAAACUAUUGUUUUUUGUAUAAAUGCUGUAUAAAAUAUAAUAACGAGAAAUGCUGCGUGGGGGAGGGGGGUAGGGCUGAAAAUUUGACAAACCAUGCAUAAAUGUCACGCCUUUUAAAAGAAUCCCUAUUAAGUGAUUUCCCCAACCCCUCCCAAGUCGAGCAUCUGCAUAUUUUAUUCACGCCCCUGAACUAUAUAAAUAUUCUAAAUAACAACCCACUUUGACAUCACAGAUUUACAAAAUUCACUAUUUCAGAAAAAAAGAAAGACAAUAUUAAUCACCAAACGCACUUGCGAUUUUUGUAAGACUGUUAUUUAGCGCAGUUAUCAGCCAUUUGAUUUAGUAAAAAUCAGUGGCGUCAUAUAUCCUUCAUCUUCCCCUUGUAAAUUAAGAAAUAAAUAAUUUUGGGGGCUGGUGUAGGGGAUGGGACUUAAAAUAGAUAGACUUUUGCCAUCGGCGUGUCUAAAUGCCAAGUUUAAGCUCGAUAUGUUCUCGUGAAGUGGGUCGAUUAGCCAUUCAAAUAUUUUACAAGCCAGAAAGACAUAAACGGUAGCGAGGUUAAUAUAAAGGUUUUAACAAGUGCACAGUUGGUAAUAUUUAAAAAAAAAAAAAAAAUUAUAAUUGGGAAACAACAUCUUUUAACAUUGAGUUUAAAUUCCCGUCGAUGUUCCAUUUAUAAAUGAAAUACAUGUUUGUAUUUAGUUGUUUUUUUUUUCAUUCUUCUUCUAAAAAUCCGUUUCGCUUCUCUAACUUAACUUCUGGGAAGUCUAAAAUUUAAUGACUGUUCCAAUGUUGAUCAUCACCAUGGCGCGUCAUCACAUUACCAAACAUUGUCUCUUAAUCAAACUCUGCAAGUAAAUAGUCAGAUGCUUAUUGUUGAUGAUUGCCAAUUUAUACAAUUGGAUGAAUGCAUUAUCUUAAUUGCAGGUGUUUCCAACUAGGACACAGCACGUGACCUGUUUUGAUGACGUUCAAACCUUUGAUAAACUGCAAGAUAAUGACACAUCGUUGAUGACAUUAAAUUCUGAAAAAAACAUUUGGUGUCAAUUCUAUCGUGUGCUCUUGUGUUUCUACAUGUUGUUCAUUAAAAGAUUUGCCCC
This is a messenger RNA of Lymnaea stagnalis (great pond snail), 7040 nucleotides long. The record is from the annotation of a GenBank genome assembly. NCBI's taxonomy places the organism in Eukaryota, Metazoa, Mollusca, Gastropoda, Lymnaeidae.